Messenger RNA from Ostreococcus tauri, 723 nucleotides. Its product is annotated as unnamed product. Lineage: Eukaryota; Viridiplantae; Chlorophyta; Mamiellophyceae; Mamiellales; Bathycoccaceae. The record is from RefSeq and is a predicted model, not a curated record. The coding region runs from base 1 to 723 and encodes 240 amino acids. The transcript has a single exon.
AUGUCGCGGGCCGACGCACGCAGACGCGUCGCACGACGUAUUCGCGACGGUGUUCACGACUGCGUGUCGCCCAAAUCGGCGCCGGCGGCGUCCCGCGCGACGACUGUUGCCGCGAAAUUUCAAUGGGUGUUCAUACUCGUCGUCACGGCGUGCGCGCUCGCGUCCGUGGCGCACGCGCUCGAGGACGGCGGUGAGACGCGCUCGAUGGCUCGACGCUUACUUUCGUUUUACUAUCAGAGACGUCCGAGUGGAGCGGGAGCCCUGAAGGCGAAACACGGGUUCAGUACCCACGACGGAGUGAAGCGCGGAUCCCAGAGCGCGAACUGGGUCGGGGAUGAAAUCGGGCGUCACGUUUCGUUCACGGCCGGUGGUCCCCUUCCAGAAGCGACGGUGGUAAGCUCUGAAGCCGGUGAAACCUUGGAAGCCGUCGAAAUGGAGGACCCCGCUGAGUGUGACGAGGGCAAGGAGUGGUCAAAGGCGAAUAACGCGUGCGAAGAGAAGGAAGAAGAGAAGGAAGAGGAAGAGGAAGAAGAGAAGGAAGAAGAGAAGGAAGAGGAAAAAGAAGAGGACGCAGAAAUUGGCGAGGGAAAAGCAGAAGAAGAUGCCGAUGAAGUGGAAGAAGAGGCAGCGGGAGAAGCGGCGCCAGAAGAAGCAGGAGAAGCAGCGCCAGAAGAGGGUCCCGAAGAAGAGAAAGGAGAGGGAGAAGAGAGCGACGCGGAGUAA